Molecule: messenger RNA, 913 nt
Organism: Wyeomyia smithii (pitcher-plant mosquito)
Lineage: Eukaryota; Metazoa; Arthropoda; Insecta; Diptera; Culicidae
Exons: 2
Coding region: 274-726 (150 amino acids)
Cellular component (GO): extracellular region
Molecular function (GO): hormone activity
Source: RefSeq, a predicted model, not a curated record
UCUUCAUUCCUCCUGGCCAGCAAGGAAAUUGCCUUUUACGGACACACCACAACAAUGUCUCGAACAUGAGAUAAAAAUAUCUGAAUUGAGUACGAUUAAAAUGCACAUGAACAGAGGAAAAAUGCACACUUGUCACAUACCAUUUUCCAUACCGUUGAGUCAUUAGAUCGAAAAUAUGUAUAAAAUGCACCAGCGCUUGAAGAUAACGCACAGAUUAUUGUGUUUUACACAACCGCAAGGUUUGGUUAUUCUUGCAACGUUUGCAUCAGAAACAUGCUGUACUCAACGUUAAGUUUUGCUGUUACUCAAACAGUGCUGCUAUGUAUCCUAGUUAUAAUGAACCACAGGAUCGAUCCGACAGCGGCACAGGGACAACGCCUAUGCGGCAAAAUACUGGUCAGCACGCUCUCAAUGAUGUGUGACGAAUUUCCCACACUUCCUCCGCCCCACUACAACAAGCGGUUUAAUGAUGAUCAGUCAACGCCAGUCAACGACAGAACUUAUUUUGGUGAACGGCCCAAUGUCGCAGAGCUUAAUGACAAUUUCGGUCAGUUCAAGAUAACGCGCCAUUGGAUGAUUAGAUUUCCGAAGUUUGGUGAUAGGCGGGAUUUGAGUUUAAAGCACCACCAAGUGGUAAAGAGAGGCAUUUUCGAGGAAUGUUGCCUUAAGCCAUGUACUGAAAAUCAGCUUAGAACGUUUUGUGCUAAAGUUUCUUCAAAGCGAUAAUCGCAAUUCCGCAAAACAAAAUUACUCAACGGAAUGCAAUUUUCUAAAACGAUGAGCCCUAAUUAUGUACAACCUGCUGCUACGGAAAAUGCCUUGUCUGUUUCAAUGAAACAAAACGUGUAAAUUGUUUGUAUACCUUGAAAUAAAAGAAAAUAAAAUGAACCGUGUAACACUUGAACUGUAAAAA